AUGAUUCUAGACAACCGCUCCAAAAGCAACUUGGAGCCAAACUCAGUGAAUGCAAUGGCGGACCUCCUGCAACAAUUUAAAGCCUCAAAGUCAAAGAAUUUGAAGCUGUCGCUGGAGAACCAAGCUCUCAAGCAGGUACAGAUACGACUAAAGUCCAAGCUGAAGAAAAAGGACAGCAUGUUGAUAAUGAAGGAGGAUGUCGGCAGGGAAAGAGAUAAAGUAAUCGCUUCUUUACAAACUGAAAAGGUUGCGCUGGUCAAUAAGAAUGAUGAGCUCACGGCAAAACUGAAGACCGCACAGAAUCAGAUCCGCGAUUGCAAGACUGCCUGUAACCUCAGAGUCGACUACCUUGAGGGUCUGAUAUGGAAGGGUCAGUCGGAGAAUUCCAUCUGCUUUAAAAGAACCAAGGAGCUGGAGAGCCUGGUUGAAGCCAAAGAGAAGAAGUGGCUCAACGUGCAGGAGGACUUGCAAAAUAAUGUUGAGCUCACGGAAAAACUGAGGGCCAUGCAGACUCAGAUUCAUCAGCUUGAGUCUGACACAGUCCUUAAAGUCAACACUCUGGAGGAUCAGCUCAGGAGUGAGCAGGUGGAGAAAGAGACCUGCCUUCAAAAGAUCAAAGAGCUGAACAGGUCGGUUGAAACCACAGAGAAAAAGUGGCUCAACGUGCAGGAGGACUUGCAAAAGAAUGUUGAGCUCAGGGCAAAAAUGUGCACCGCACAGACUCUGAUCGACGAUUGCAAGGCUGCCUGUAACCUCAACACCGACUUCAUCAAAGGUCUGGUAUUGCGGGUUUCCGUCUGCUCUGAAAGAGUCAAGGAGCUUGAGAGUCUGGUUGAAACCUCAGACCUUAAAGUCAACACUCUGGAGGCUCAGCUCAGGAGUGAGCAGGUGGAGAAAGAGACCUGCCUUCAAAGAACCAAGGAGCUGGAGAGUCUGGUUGAAACCACAGUGAAACCACCCAAUGUUCAGAAGAUGGAGGAGGAUAUUAAGUUCCUCAUCGUGAAGUCUAUUAAGCUUCAGGAGCUGGCUCUCAUGUCAGACAGCGACAAAGCCAAAAGAAGGGAGGAAGAAAGAAAAGUUCAGAAGAAGCAGGAGAAGAUCGAGAAAGAUAAAAGAGAGAUGGAGCUGAAAGACAAGAAGCAUCAGGAGAAGAAGAAGCAGCAGAAGAUUGCAAAAGAAUUAAUAGAGAAGCUGAGAGUGAGAAGAUAAAAGCUGAGCUUCCCU
This is a messenger RNA of Platichthys flesus (European flounder), 1224 nucleotides long. Its product is annotated as golgin subfamily A member 6-like protein 6. The coding region runs from base 1 to 1209 and encodes 402 amino acids. The transcript is spliced from 2 exons. NCBI's taxonomy places the organism in Eukaryota, Metazoa, Chordata, Actinopteri, Pleuronectiformes, Pleuronectidae. The record is from RefSeq and is a predicted model, not a curated record.